This is a messenger RNA of Mangifera indica (mango), 1424 nucleotides long. RefSeq names its product protein FANTASTIC FOUR 3-like. The transcript has a single exon. The coding region runs from base 305 to 1288 and encodes 327 amino acids. NCBI's taxonomy places the organism in Eukaryota, Viridiplantae, Streptophyta, Magnoliopsida, Sapindales, Anacardiaceae. The record is from RefSeq and is a predicted model, not a curated record.
UAAGAAUUGUAUAAUUCAAGUGGUGUAAAAAGGCUCUCUCUAUGCUACACAUCCUGGCACUUUUGGGCACUACAAAUUCACACCCCAUCCUUCACUUGUCCCUCAUGUUCAAGCUCCUCGUCUCUCUUCAUCCUCUUUCUCUUCUCCAUUUUCUCUCAACAGCAUACCACCAAUCUUUUUAUCACAACCCAAAAGCCUAAAUCCUCUGUUUUUCCUCUGCCUCCAGAUACCUUUUAUCUCUGAAAUUUAGUGAUCUUAUUGUGUCAUUUGUUGCUGAAAUUUUUGUUGCCAUAUAUCUACUCUUAUGGCAACAAUUGUGUACCAAGGUUUGCAGUCAUGUUUAGAGUCUCAAGUGCUUGAGCCAAGAACAUUAAGGCUCAGAUUUUGUUCACCAAAACCCCGCUGCUCUCAGCCCCUUGAGUUAACCUUUAAAUCUUGUUUUGUAGAUUCCAACACAAAACAGCUUGAAGAUAAAUGUCAUUCUCAAGAAAAUAGCAAAAAAUCUGCUGACACGGGAAGCUGGAGCUUCCUCGAAGCUAUUGCCAAUGGCUCCCAAUUAGGAAGCUCCAAAGAAAAGAUAAACACAACAUAUGUCCAUCCUCAAGUUAAGCGUUCUAUGUCUUCCCUUAGCGAGAAGAGCUUGAAACUAUGCACUGAAAGUUUAGGUAGUGAAACUGGCACUGACAUAAUUGAAGAUAACAUUUUCUCAUUGUCUUCUUCUUCUUCUUCAUCAUCAUCAUCUUCAGCAGGUGAGAAUUAUUCUUUUUCUCCCACAAGGGAGCAACAAAGGCCCAGUCAACUUGUGGGAGCUAAGAAAGCGAGUUCUCGUAGUUUUCCUCCUCCCUUGACAACAAUAAGCGGAUUAGAAACACUUCAAAUCAGACCCCACCGCGAAGAUGGGCGGCUGAUUAUCAAGGCAACAAAGGCACCCUCCACACGCUCUCUCUUUCAAGCUGAACGAUCCCAAGGCCGCCUUCGACUAUCCUUUUACACACCGUUUUAUCACGACUCUGAAGAGUUUUCCCAAGAAGAAGAGAUCGAAAACGAGUACUUGGAUGAAGAGGAAGAUCAUGAAGAAGCAGAAGAAAGAGAAUUAGAUCUUGAUGAACAUGAAGCUGAAGAAGAAAACGAUGCAUAUUUGGAAGAAGAUAUAAAUGGGAAUAGUUUAGAUGUUGAGGUUCAAAAGGAAAUGGAGAAGUUUCAAAGGCCUGGUAGGUGCAAAGAAGGCGAGCCCGAGAACAACAAAGGAUUGAUAAAUUGGGAGUCUUUUUGGGUGGCCACAUCCUAAAGCUUUUCAUUCGGAUAUCUCCCUAUAAUAAAAUAGUUUGUCUUUUAUCUUAUUUUCUUAUGAAUCUUAUGUUUCUAAACAAAUAUGCUUGUGGUAGGUAGUUAUUAUCGUUAUUUGAAGAUGCUUGCUUCAUUUC